AUGGGGUAUUGGAAGUAUCUGAUCUUUGUGUAUAAUCUAUCAUAUCAGCUGCUGAUUGCGGUCAAAUCGCAGAGUCAUACUAAAUAUUCAAAACGUUUCACCGGUGAGAUCGUAGUGCCGCGUUACACAUGUGGAUGUAACAAAUACGUUUGUACAUACAUACAUAUCCGAGUUAUAAAUUUCGGAACUUCGAAAAGGUUAUGUCACUCGUGCAGCAAUAUGGCGGCGUGUGAAAGUGAAGAUUUUCAGAAGGUUUUGGAGUAUAGAAUUUUCAAAUGCUCCAGCUACUCGUCGACCUACGUACCUGAGAAUAUUCUCGUCGACGUACCAUCGGAUCAAUCGUCUCGCUGGUCCUCUGACAAUGACAAUCAUCCCCAGUUUCUCAUUCUCAAACUCCAACGCCAGUCCAUCGUCAAAACAAUCACGUUUGGUAAAUAUGAAAAAACUCAUGUUUGUAACAUCAAGAAAUUCAAAGUUUUCGGUGGACUUGAACCGGAGAAUAUGAUGGAGCUACUAGAAAGUGGUUUGAAAAACGACUCUAUGCCAGAAACAUUCGACCUUAAACAUGUGGUCGGAAAUGACGAGAACUACUUUCCGAUUAAGUAUCUGAAAAUUCUUCCCCUGCAAUCCUGGGGCCCCAGUUUUAACUUUUCUAUCUGGCAUGUGCAACUCGCGGGAGUCGAUGACCAGAAACUUGUCAGAAGUAGCAUCGAAUGGUUUAAUUCUUACCGUCAGAAAGAGGUGAUAAGACUGUGUAUGAAGCAUUUUCGCCGUUUGGAACAACCGGAAAUUGUCGAUACUCUGCAAAGAGUGACUGGGGUGAAUCUUGAGGAUUCCAGACUGUCAACAUUGUAUGAUAUAUUGGUAACCAAGGGGGAUCACUGCCAGGCCGAAAGAUUUAUUAGCAACGCUGUAAACACGGGUCUUUUGAAUGAGUAUAUAAAUGCUCAGGCUUACCGAGCUAUAUGGACAAAAAUAUUUUCCAAGGAACCAAAACCUGGAAUGAGGGGUGGGCAUCAAAUGGUUUUGGACCCAUCGGCAGAAGCAUUGUACCUGUUCGGUGGCUGGGAUGGAAAUCAAGAUUUGGCUGAUCUUUGGACCUAUAAUGUAUCAACUGACAAAUGGCAUCUCAUUUGCAAAGACACAGAGGCAGUGGGUGGUCCUACCGCCCGGUCUUGUCACAAAAUGUGUUUGGACCCAGAAAGGCGUCAGUUGUUCACUUUGGGACGAUAUUUAGACACUCAAUAUCGCUCGCCGGAAAAUCUGAAGAGUGAUUUUUACGUUUAUGAUAUUGAGUCUGAUAAGUGGACGCAGAUUUCGGAAGAUACCGGAGCCGUCGGUGGUCCUCAAUUGAUUUUCGAUCACCAAAUGUCUAUGGAUGUCGCCAAGAGAACUAUCUAUAUUUUUGGUGGACGUGUUCUUGUCCCAUCAGUUGUGGUCGACGAUAACCACGGAGUUUUACCAAACAUGACAGAACCAGUAUUUUCUGGAUUGUAUUCCUACCAUGUGCCAACUGGAACUUGGAAUCGACUCGCUUGUGAUAUCGCGAGACCAAGUCCACCUAAUAUACCUACAAUCAGAUCCAGAGUUGGACAUUCCAUGUUAUUUCAUCCGGAAUACAGAAAACUAUAUAUAUUUGCGGGACAGAGGAGUAAAGAGUAUCUAAACGAUUUUUUUACCUUCGAAGUCGACACCGAGACAUUGGAACACAUCAAUCUCAGUGACUUGGGAAACCGAGAUUCAAAUCAUGUUCCUGCCGCUGGUUUUACUCAGAGAGCUACCAUCGAUCCUGAACUUGGCGAGAUUUACGUUUUAUCUGGUCUGAGCAAAGACAAAGAGAAGAGAGAUGACAAUGUUCAAAAUUCUCUGUGGGUCUACAACAUUAAAGAGAAUCGAUGGUCUUGCAUAUAUCGUAAUGAAAACGUUGGUGAAAAGUAUUGGAAUAGUAUGCAGGAUCAUGAGCCUUGCCCUAGAUUUGCCCAUCAGCUUGUAUACGAUCAUAUUCAAAAGGUCCAUUACUUAUUUGGAGGCAAUCCAGGGCGCCUUUGUCUGCCAAAAUUGAGGCUGGAUGAUUUUUGGCAAUUGGAACUUUGCAGACCCUCCCACGAACAGAUUUUGAGGAAAUGCAAGCUGAUAAUAAGGAAGCACAAAUUUGAAGAACUCGCUAUAAAGAAUAGCAUCGAGGCUCUCGAGUACCUGCAGACACAAGUAUACGAAAUCAUUGAUCAUGCCGAUCCGGAGCAAACUAAAGAGUUCCAGUUACUGGCUUCAGUUCUUUUCCGAGAGCAAGAAAGAAGCAUGGAUGACAGUUUAGAUCUGGAUUCAACAUCCAGCACUAGUUCCAGUGAUCGAAUUGGUUCAGUGAUGCCAAAGAAUUUUACGAUGCGCGACAUUCACGUUCGCCGUACAGAAUUGUUUGAUGAACUUACCAAAUUUUUUCCUGAAAAUUUAACUCAGCCUCGAGCAAAUCUUAUAGACCUUUUGCCAUUGUGAUAUUUUUAACCUGGUCAAUGUACUUAAAAGUCAUACUAAUUUCACGAUUAUUUCUCGAUUCAGACACCAAAAUCAUACUUGGCUUAUGUUUUCUUUAUUGUAUGUAUAAUUCAACAACAACAGGUAACAGACUGUUGGUCUUUUCGUUUAACGGGUAUAAUAUCGAAGUCACGUGUUAUUUAUAAUAUUUUA
Diprion similis is the source of this 2685-nucleotide messenger RNA. RefSeq names its product muskelin (gene muskelin). NCBI's taxonomy places the organism in Eukaryota, Metazoa, Arthropoda, Insecta, Hymenoptera, Diprionidae. The transcript has 13 exons. Bases 1 to 2493 code for a protein of 830 amino acids. Gene Ontology annotation, molecular function: protein binding. Gene Ontology annotation, cellular component: cytoplasm. The record is from RefSeq and is a predicted model, not a curated record.